CCGAGACAGCCUGCCAGGUUUGGGGCGGGCUUUGGCGCCUCGCUUCCGGGACGCCAGCGGAUGUUGGGGUUUGAAUCGGGUGUCGGUUAUGACACUGCUGAGCCUUCGCCGUGAGGCUCGGAGCUGGCGAUGCUGCUUGCGGAGCUGCCGUAUGGUCCCUCUGUUCGAGUGCCCUAGAAGACUGAAGACCUUGAGGGUGCCAGUGGCCAUUGCUGAGUGAGGAAACAAACAUCUUUCAAGGGAGUUCCAAAGAGUAAACAGCUAGAAGAAAGGUACUAGAAUGAAUGAAAAUACCCUCUGCCGCUUCCAAAGCCCAGCCUGUGUCCUCUGUCAACGAACUGAUGACUGUCCCGAAAAAUAUGGAGAAAAGAGAACUUACAAGGAAUACAGUCUCACUGUUCAUUACUACUGCUUGUUGAUGUCAAGUGGAAUUUGGCAGAGGGGUGAAGAAGAUGAAGGAGUUUAUGGGUUUUUAAUCAAAGACAUUAGGAAAGAAGUAAACAGAGCUGCAAAACUGAAAUGUAAUAUCUGUAAGAAAAAAGGUGCUUCGAUUGGAUGUGUAGCACCCAAAUGCAAACGAAGUUAUCAUUUCCCUUGUGGGGUUCAAAGGGAAUGCAUUUUCCAAUUCAUGGAACACUUUGGGUCAUAUUGUUGGGAGCACCGGCCAGUUCAGAAACUUCCAUCUGAUGAAUCUAGAGGCUCUUCACAGUGCACAAUAUGCUUGGAAUUUGUUGAGCACUUUCCAAUGUACAAUAUACUGAAAAGUCCUUGCUGUAAAAAUGCUUGGUUUCAUAGAGACUGCUUGCAGUAUCAAGCUCUGAGUGCUGGGGUAUUUUUCUUUAGGUGCACAGUGUGCAAUAAUAAAGACAAAUUUCAGAAUGAAAUGUUGAGAAUGGGAAUACACAUUCCAGAAAAAGAUGCAUCCUGGGAACUCGAGGAGAAUGCGUAUCAAGAUCUUCUGCAGCGUUACCAACACUGUGACGCUAGAAGAUGUCUGUGCAGGAAUGGGAGAGACUAUAAUAAACCUGAUAGUAAAUGGGAAAUCAAAUGCUGUCAGUGUUGUGGUUCCCGUGGAACUCAUUUGGCCUGUUCCCCAAUACAGUCAUGGGAGGAAAACUGGGAAUGUCUAGAAUGCAGAAGUAUCUUCGCUAAGUCAGGGAAUUACCAAAAUCAGAAAAAACGCUCGUUGGCUACCUCAGAAAAAAUAGACGUUACUGGUCAUUUGUUGGAAGAGCCCUCUCCCAAGUGUCCCAGACAAUCACCUGGAUCCCAGCAUGGCUUUCUUCUCAGCUUUUCCCCUUCCAGGUCACCAAAGAUGUUGUGCCAGAAUAGCUUGACUCCUUGUACAUUAUUAGACCUUCCAGCGUCUAAUAAAAUGGUUAUGUCCAUAUCCCCGCUGAUCAAUUCUUCAUCAAGGAAUCUGUCAGUAAGAAGAAUGCAACUAAAAAUACAAAAAAGAGAAGCUUCUAAUAUACUGAGGGAAUUAAAGUUACAGGUUAAUACAAAAACCACAAGACUGAACAUCAACAGAGACAAUAUCUGGAAUAGUGCCUUAAAAGGAUUCAGAGGGCGAAACUUCAAUGCUGCAAACACUAUGGAAGUGAAGUUCACAAAUUGCAAGGGUAGAGUAGAGACAGAUGCUUUUCAUGGAUCAAAGCAUGAGUUUUUCCGAUUAUUAAUGCUUCAUCUUCAGAACUCAUCACUAUUUGAGGGCUCUUCCUCAAAGAACUUAUCUCUUGAUUCUCAAGCUAUAAAAGAGAAUUUAUACUAUGAAGCUGGCAAAAUGAUUGCAGUUUCUUUGGUUCAUGUUGGUGUACCUCCCAGUUUCUUUUCCAAAACUCUGUUUAACUGUCUUGUUUAUGGACCAGAGAAUGUGAAACCAAAAGUGGAAGAUGUUGCAGAUUUUGAUGUAGCACAAACAAUAAAAAUGAUAAAAUCAUCAAGAACUCUGGCCAGCUUAAAAUCUACAAUAAGUGACUGCUAUGAAUAUCUUACUAUUGCUGGAUGUUUAAGACCUAUGACAACUCUAUGUGAUAAGGAUAUGUUGGUGAACGACUUACUGAUCUAUCAUGUAAUUAAGCGAGUUCAUUCACCUUUUGAAAGCUUUAGGCAAGGUUUGAAAACUCUUGGUGUACUGGAAAAAAUACAGAUGCAUCCUGAUGCGUUCUCUAGCAUAUUGUGUCACAAACCCGAGAGACUUUCAGCAAGAAUUCUUGGUGAUCUCUUUACAAUCCACUGUUUAUCAGGUGUAAACAAAGUCAAAGGUGUUGAUUUCUGGAUGGGUUAUUUACAAGAUGUGGAAGGUGGUGAGUCUGCAGCAACACUGGAAGAUAUUCUUGUCUUCGCAACUGGUACCAGUUCUAUCCCACCCAUUGGUUUUGAGCCUGACCCCUCAGUUAAAUUUCUGCAUAUAAAAUACCCUGUUGGAAACAGACAACUUAACUGCUUAGAACUUCCAAUAACAAAGACAUAUGAGCAGUUUAAAAACAAAAUGGACUUUGCCAUCAGCAACGCACUAAGACUAGAAGUAGAAUAAAUUUUUUUUGCUACUAAAGUCGAUGUUGCAAAUUCAGUUUUUCUGUUUGUGGGAUGUUCCUUCUUGUGAGCUGCUAUUACAUUUCCGAGCAUUGACACCCUUUUUUCCCAUCUCAGUUUUCCCCCACUGGUUUACAAAAAUUGCUCUUGUUGUUUGUCCAUAAUAUUGCUCUGGUUUGGACUUUACCAGAUAGUCUCAGCCCAAAUAGGAUUUUUGUAAUAAGUCAUUUUAAAUUACAAAGCUGUUUUAAAAAGUUAUAUUGGUUUAAUGCAUAUGCUCACAAAUCAAACUUGUUUGGAGUUUUUUCAAGUGGAAAAAUAUAAAUGGACAAGUCACUAGACCAAUAGGCUAAAAAUACAUUUAAAUUUGGAAAGUCAGUAGUUAGUGUACUUGGGUGCUGAACUUUUGAAGAUUAUACUACAAGUUAUAGAAAUUAAAAUUGAUAUAAAGAUAUUUUCAGGCUCAAAUUGGGUAUGUAAUAUUUUUAAUAUCUAUUGAAUCAUGUUCUUGUUGAAGUCAGAGUUUUCCCCUUGAUUUCAAGGGGAACUGUCAGCAUCACACUUAAAAACUGCCAAUUUUGCUAUAGAUAAAUAUGCAAGGUUAUAAGUAUUUUCAGCAUGCUGUUCCCUAUCAGUAAGUAUAGGUAAUGCUCUACACAUUGAGGUAACAUGAUUUGUCAAAGUCAAAGCAGGCACAUUUUAAGGGUGAUCAGUUCUAGAUUUUUAUAAUGUCUUUGAAAUAGCGGUGAUGGGGCACUGCAUCAGUUCUUCUGUGGGUGUUUUUUCAGUUUAAUGACAUUCAGUAAAUAUUUUUUCCUUUUUAAAUAUUAAUGAUGUGUUCAAUCCACAAAAGACAGAAAAUUUGGAGUUUAAGGCUAUUACACUGUGUCCUUGGAGAAAUCAACCACAGUUCAGGGGAGACCGAGGAAAAUAAUGAAGUUUGAGAACUAAAUUUGCUUUUACUCUAAAUUUCUUGAUUCUUCGGGAUUUAAAUCAAAUCUUUGUCAUUUUCACAUGGAUUUUUAUAUAUCAGUGUUACACUAUAAAUUGUUAUACAGAGUCAAAGGAAUAAAUAAAAUUCAGAAGUAAAAGAUCUGAAAGUGUGACUCUAAUAAGUGUUUAAAAACUAAACAUGAAAUUGUUAGCCUUACAGAUAUUUCUAUAGUUUAUUCCCACUAUGCUAGUUAGAACGGGAUGUUCACAUUUUACUUACACUGAAUUGAGAGUAAUUUUGAUAAUAGCUUGCACUAUAAUUGCUUAUUAUCAUUUAUCCUGAUCCUUGUCCCAAAAUUCCGUUGCAAUCAAGGUCCAGCACUUCCUUUUUAUGCCCUUAUGCUAAACACUGUUUUUUUUCUCAAUUGUUACUGCCUUUUGAACAGCAUCAGCUACAGUAGGUACAUUUAACAAACUUAAUAUUUGCAAUUCUAUAGUAAUUGUGGUACCAUUCUCUUCUCAAAGAUACUGCAGUGGCCAUGGAUAUCUGGAUCAAUUAAUGUUUAGUUUUUAUUGAGGUGCACUGUUGCUCAUUCAUAAUUAAAGUAGUACAGGAAACAUUUUGAUGUUAUUAAUUUUAAAGAUUUUUUUAAUUAGGAGGGGGAUGGAGAUGAGUAACUUGAUUAUGUAUCUAUACAGAAAUCUCCUGUUGGAGAGAAAUAAGAUUGUAUACUUUGUUAGCUGAUUGUUUUACACUUUUGAUAUUUCUCUUAAAAGCUGUUUUCUUAGUAUUCAAUUGUAGAUUGAGCUUAUUCUUAUUCAAUUGCUUUUUGUUACUUAGACGUCAUUUUUUCCUAUUAAUCUGGUUAUCUACUCUAUAUCUCAAACAAAGGCCAUCUUAUUUAUAAUUCCACAUUGACUCUUAACUAUUCAGAUUCCUUGAAAGAUUAAUAUAUAUAUAUAUAUAUAUAAUUCACUUAGAAGCAAGCUUACUAAUGGAUUACAGGCAAGAUUCACCACUUUGUGUUUAAAAACAAACAAAAUAAAACCCAAUACCCCCUUCCUCCCUCCCCCCCCCAAAAAUCCUGCACCCAAUACCAAUAUAGUCCAAAGGAACUCUUUGUGGGAAAGAAAAUCCUGUUAGUGAUGCAAUGUAUGAAUCCAUUUUAAAGAAAUCUCAGCUAAUGCAGUUUUUUCAAACUGACUGGCUGAAGACUUUUUUUUUUUUUAAAUGGGAGCAGAUUAGUUGCAUGCUUUCUCUGUUUUCAGCUACUAAACUACAUUAAAAUGUAUAAUACUUUCUAACUAUCUUUAUUUAGUUCAUGUAAACUAUUCUAGCUGCCACUGAAAUGUUCUACAAGUAUGAAUGGAAUUUGAGGUGGUCCAUGAGACACUCUGUUAAACUUUGGCACAUUAUGAAAAACUUGGAGAAUUCUCAGACUCAGGCUCAGAUUGGCUUAUUUAAACAUUUAAGAUAGCUGAAAACUAUUUUAAUGACUGGUACAAUUUAUCUGUUAAACCAAAAAAAACUUUUCUCCAGAUUCUUGCAACUACUACAUUGUUUUUUUCAAGCAUUUCUCCCUGAAUUGUUUUUUUUCCAUUGUUAAAACUACAAACCCUAUUUGUCAGGAAAUGGCUGGAGGGUGUGUAGUUUUUAAUUUUACGUCUUAGAAUCUCUGAAAAUGUCUGAAGUAUAGACAUUUAUUUGUAUUCUUCCAUGCCAUUAUUUCUUUAAUUACUUUGAAAGUAGUCUCCCUUUCUUCAACAUUUAAAAAGCAUACUGAAGUAGGUCAGGAUCUUACUCUGGUUGUGGGCCAAAAGUCUGGUAGGCUCUCUUUUUGAAACAAAACUGAUUGUAUCUCCGAGUUCCACUGACUAGUUAUUAGAAAAUGUUAUUCCAUUUGUUCUGCUAUUGUACACGCAAUGUUCUUGAUUUUAAUUCUUGUUUUUUCUCAAGGAACUGUUCCAUGUGUUCUUUCUCUCCAUUAUUCUGAGGAUCUCAGCUCUACUUUUUAUACUAUUGCUUGACUUCAGAAAUGUCUACUACCAUUAUAGUGAAGGCCUAUGUGCUCUGGCAAGUUUUACCUAACUUUCAUGGCAAAGGUUUCUGUUUUCUGUGGUGCUCCACUGCUCAGAAUUCUGCAGCAGACUCAUACUUAACAUUGAACUAAACAAGAAAAUUAAUGCAGCAGCUAGUGCAAUAUUCCUUGUUUGUUGUUGCUUAAUUUGAGGUUUCGCUUAAUUUGAGGUUUCACUUAUUUUGUGGUGUGCUGCAUAUUUUUUUUGACAAGAAGCAUGUAACUUGUGGAUGUAAUGAGGGGGAGAGCUGGUGGUUUUGGCAAAAGAACAACUGUUGGGCAUUAGGCACUUGAGAAGGCACAGGAAGUGUAAAAUCAAUAUUGGCAUUUAAAUGUUAGAUUUUGGAUAGAUCUCAAAUUGAGAUGAAUGGAAACGGUACACAUCUGAUCUUUUUGGGUGCUAUUGUUUCAAGUUUUCUGCUGAUUUAAGACAACAGUUAAUUUAUUUAUUUCUGGGUAACAUUUAGAAGGCUAUCGUGACAACUAAAAAAGCAAGACAUUUUCAUUAUGGUUUAAGUUUAGAUUCUGCUGCAUAAUUGUGUGGCAAAAGGUGGAAUCUUUAGAGAAUUCUACAACUUUAGAAUACUCAGGGCCCUGAAUAUAGCUUUGAAAGAUCUUAACUUCUUUAGUUUUGAAAGUCUCAUAGUGGUUUGUGUUCUCAUUCCUGGACUAUGACUUCGCAAAGUUGGUAAAGAAUAUCUCCUUUCUUGUAGUGUUUGUUAUCUUCCUGAAGCACAAACCUCUUUCAUUAGAAAGUUGAGGUGUAGAAAUGGUGAGCAACUUAUGUUACUAUGUCAAGGAACUGCUAGAAUUAAAUUUUUAAUUUAUAUAACACAUUAAAAUUGAAUAUGCUCAGGUAAUUUGCCAUUUUACAAAAAAUAAAUAUUCAAUUGAAGCAAAACUAGGAGUUAGGAAAGCUGCUUAUUUUAAUCUCCAGUAUUAACAGUGUGUUAUCUGUUAUACAUACAAUAUAAUGGCUACUUACUACACAAUUUGUAUAAUAAGCAUACCGUUGAUAAGAUUCGUGGUUAAGGUCAGAAGAGAGACCAUCAUGGUCAUCUAGUCUUACCCUCAUACACAGGCCAUAGAACCUCACCCAGUAACUUCUGUGUCAUGCUCAUAACUUCUGUUUGAGGUCUGCCAUAUUUUAUAAACAAUUUAUUAUUUGUUUUUCUUGGAAACUUUUUUACAAAUAAUCUUAGAUUACAAUAUUUUAAAAAUCUAAUAUUAGUCUUUUGAAGUUUGUGGAUCUACAUUUUUGAAACUAGGAAUAGUCAAAGUUAAAUAAGAUGGCUGAGAGGAAGUCUUGCCAAAAAAAUCUGUCUGGUGUCUUUUUUUUAUUGUUAUUAGCUAAAUAUAUUCAGAGUGAGAAGUAACCAACCUUAUGUUCUACUUCAGGCUCUACAGCAUUAAAUGCAAUGCAAAUCUUUAACAAACUAGGUUUACAGUUCCUCAUUAAAUAGCUUCCUCACACUUGGAUAUACAUACACAGAGUUUAGUAUUUAAAGAGGAGUGUUCAAAAUAUGCACAGCAGAAAAUGGAAAAUUGUCCUAAAUAGAGUCAUUAAUCCACCUCCUCCAAUUCUGUGAUUUAUACUUUUUUUUAAAGUGCCAAUUGAUAUAAACUAGUAUUUUUUCCUCAAGUAGGGAAGCGAUAAAUUAAAUAAACUCCAGAAGCUGCAAAAUAUAUGUUAUUUUAGAGUAGCUUUGUUUCACUCUAUCAGCUAUAUAGUAAAUGAUUUAAAGUUGUGGUAUUAUGUUGUUGGUUUAACAUAAGGGAGUUGCCAAUUCCAUAAUAGCAAAAUGGGAAUCAAAAACUAGUUUAUGAAAAGUAGCAUGUUAUAUAUUUUGGUUUGCUAACAAAAAUGAAUAAAUAUCUGAAUUGUGGAAAUAUUAAUGUUCUCUGGUAAAAAGUGUAGUAUUUAGCAUUUUAUGUAACACAAAGCGAAUGUUUAGAAAAACUAACAUCCGUUAUGUAUAAUAAUAUGCAUUAUGGAACUUGCAAUUUUAUAAAUAUUUUUGGCUUUGGUUUUUGCCAUAGCUGUGGGAUACAGUGCCUGAAAUCUGUUGCAGCUUCAAGUAACGUACUUAACAGCUAUAAUAUGUCAGUGUUGCUCCAUGAAGUAAGUACAUUAAUUGUGGGAGACAACUGUCGUGUAUAAAAUGUUUGAAGUGCAAUAAAGUAACUAAUGAAUCAGUUAGUAAGCAGUUGUAUUAAAUAUGUAUUUUCUUCAAAA
Molecule: messenger RNA, 7782 nt
Organism: Chelonia mydas (Green sea turtle)
Lineage: Eukaryota; Metazoa; Chordata; Testudines; Cheloniidae
Gene: G2E3
Product: G2/M-phase specific E3 ubiquitin protein ligase
Exons: 17
Coding region: 281-2536 (751 amino acids)
Cellular component (GO): nucleus
Molecular function (GO): ubiquitin-protein transferase activity
Source: RefSeq, a predicted model, not a curated record